AUGGCGAUGCGAGCCUUGAUACAAGCUGUUCUGGCAACGGUGGCCGCCGGCCUGUGUGGCGACGACACGGCCUGCCAGCUCGAGAUGGCGGCGAAGUUUGCGCCCGAGAUGCGGCUGGACAAGAACACCUUGUCGCGAGACCGGUGUUUGCCUGGACAUCCCGCGGACGUGUACUGGCAGAGAAAAGCCGGACACACUGAUGUCAUUUGCGAGUCCGACGUCUCGAAACUGGAGAACGGCGAGGUGCCUACGUUCUACCACUACGAGGAGUGCGCCGGGGAUGAGGUGGUUGCCAUCGACUACUUCGUCUGGUAUAGCCAUCAAAAAGAGUGCCUCAAACUCGGGUUUGACGCGGUGAAGAGCGAGAUCUUCGGAGACCACCCGGGGGACUGGGAGACGGUGGCCGUGCAGAUUGUGCAUGGCGAGGUCCGGAAGGUUCGUUUCCACCAGCACAGCGGCUCUUAUUCUCUGCCCCCAAAGAGCGUGGAGUUUGUGGGCGACACGCAUCCCGUGGCCUAUGUGGGGUUGGAUAGCCAUGGAUCCUACCACGACCAGGGCGGUACCGGGAAUUGCUUGUACUUCCAGGACUACCGACGGUUUGAGGAUGAUCGACUGAAGUUGGAGGGGUGGCGAUUUCUGCUCGACACGAAGAAUAGGAGCGAGAACAUGCCGGAGUGGCACAAUGGAAACAGGGCCUACUUGGAUGGCUUCCCCACCCCCAGCGAGAAGGGCUUCGGCUGCGGGUACCAGUCCUGCAAGGGCACGGACUCCUGGGUGGCGGCGACCGGGAUCUGCACAGGGAAAGCCUGUGGCUGCCGCAAGAGCGAAUGGUGCGAUGACAUCCCCUUCGGCAACGUGACGGAAGAGAAGCCGUGCGAGCAGAGCCUGGCGAAUGACGUCUCAGAGAAGGUCAAGGACUUGCUCUUCGGGAAGUCAGCGCAGGUCAGUUCAGCGCAGCCCGUAGGUUUCGCCGCGGCGCUCGGCGUGGCGAUGUUCGCGAUGUGA
Molecule: messenger RNA, 1005 nt
Organism: Effrenium voratum
Lineage: Eukaryota; Dinophyceae; Suessiales; Symbiodiniaceae
Source: the annotation of a GenBank genome assembly